GCUCAGCUGUCAGUUGCCACUUCCCCAUGGCUGCUGGAGCCAGGAUAUUAGAGCCGGAGGACCUGCUCUCCGAAGCACGGUCGGGCCCUGCAGAUGGAAAAUUACCAGUCACCAAGGCGGACAUUCCCGGCAUGACCUGCAUGACGCUUGAGGUCCCGUCUGUGCAGAGCAAAGAUGCUUGGAACAGCUUCUUGCAGCUGCUUUCGCUGGCUGAUGGGAUUGUCAUCCUGCGCAUGGCAGAUGAUGCUGCGCACGACCAGGAGGGCUAUCUUGCCAAGUCUCCGCUACUUGCGGAGGUAUAUGAGAUAGUCGAGAGUCGGCCGAUGUUCAUUGUGUGCGUUUGCAAGGGGCCAGUGCGGGCUUCGCUUAUGACAUUUGUCGGCAUUUCACAACUGGUUGUGGCUACCUCCGAAGCAACGUUUGGCUUGCCCAAGUACCGACAUGACUUGCAUCCGAUGACAAGCAUUGCUUUGAAGAAAAGGCUGAUGGAAAAGGCUGUGAGGCGACUCGAGCUGGUUGGAGAUCCCAUCGACGCGAACGAAGCACAGCGGCUGGGAAUGGUGGACUUUGUGGGAAGUGAGGUUGACGUGGAGAAUGAGCUUAGCAGGCUGAUCUACAGGAACUGUUCUCCAUCAAGUCAGUAUUUCAUGUAUAAAUCCGACUUGGUCAAAGCAAUGCGUGAAAGAGAGGAGGCAUAGGGCGCUGCGAGGAUAGUAGAUUCUCACUUCAUUGGCAGAAGACUGACGUGCUGGACUU
Messenger RNA from Effrenium voratum, 756 nucleotides. Lineage: Eukaryota; Dinophyceae; Suessiales; Symbiodiniaceae. The record is from the annotation of a GenBank genome assembly.